Molecule: messenger RNA, 4886 nt
Organism: Musca domestica (house fly)
Lineage: Eukaryota; Metazoa; Arthropoda; Insecta; Diptera; Muscidae
Product: myb-like protein A
Exons: 2
Coding region: 1450-4494 (1014 amino acids)
Source: RefSeq, a predicted model, not a curated record
UUUUGUAUUAAUUUGUACAAAUUAUAAUUGUACAUUACAAGUUCCGACCAUAAUUUCUUCCCAUUGUGUGGAGAUUUUUCAUAUAAUAGUUCUUUUGACUCCAAGGAAUUAAAAUGCAGAAGUCGUUAAUAUUUCUUCUUAGAAAUGUAAAUGGAAAGACACACUUUUACGAAAUAUACAAAUGCAUACCUAUUUGCGAAAGAAAUGAAUAGGACUACAACAACAACAACUAAAAAGGAAAAUCAUUUCAACAUUUACAUUCAUUUUCAAAAUAUCACCGCACUGUCGACAUUAUACGUGUGACUAUGACGUUACAUUGUUCUUGUUCUUGUUGCUGGUGUUGUUAUUGUUAAUUCCUUCCUCUCUCUCACUCUCUCUUGGCCUGACGUGAGUGAUGCUGCCAUGCUAAUGCCGAUGAUCGUGAAAUGUGGCAGAGUCGUACGGAAAAAACGAUGAAACAACCAACAACAUCCAUCUAAGGUGGAUAUUCAGAUUCUUUGGCAAUAAAGAUAUUUUUCUGCGCUUGAUUUUUAGUUGCGUUUUGGAUGUCAACGCGUAUCGUAUCGUCUGCCCGCCGCCGCCGACAGACACACUAAUGUCAAACACCAACGCCUAAAGAACGCGCGUGCCUUUAGUACCGUUGGAUUUUAUUAAACCCAUACAUAUAUUCAUAUACCCAUGCGGAACUCCUCGCAUUGUCUGGCCGAUGAAAAAAAAAGGAAAAUAAUCAUAAAAACCAAAACAAAAUGGCCUUUAACAAACAACAAGUGUCUGAAUAAAUUUUGAACUUAUGUACAUAUCUGCCAAACUAUUUAAUGUUUCUGCGAUUGAAAACGCGAAGAAAGAAAAGAAGAGCAAAAUACAAAAUUUAUUUUUAUCCCCAACACGACUGGCCAUCUAAAAGAAUUCACUUCUUAACUUUUUCAAAAAUUUAUUCGGCUAAAAACGCGAGCGCGUGUGUGUGCAUGUGUAUUUGAGAGAGCGAGUGUGUGUGUGUGGCUGUGCGCCGCUGGCUUUUAAUCCGUAUUUGGUCAUUUUCACAAUUAAAGGGCAUCAAAUUUCAUGAGCCAAAAAAAAAAAAACAACAACAGAAAAACCCCACCACGAUAUAAACAAAGUCAAGCGAAAGUAUUUACUCAUGCUCUGCGCUCUUGUUCUCCCGCCAAUGAGUUCAUAACGGUUCAGUACAACACGUAUACGCUACCCUGCACUAAAAACAUUUGUAAUCUCGUUCGUCGUGUGCAUUCUCCGAGUAUAGCCGCGCCGCACCGGUAAAUAAAUGUUAGCAUUGAUUUGUUGUACGUAGACGUGCGUGUGUUUGUGUGUGUGUGGCGUGUUUCUUGUGUUGAUGACAGUCCUCCGUUUGUUUGUUUUGAUCUCACUCAAUUGCAUCAAUUGUCAAUUGGAUGCGUUGUUGUUGUUGUAUGUUAUUCUGAUUCAAAACGCUUUAUGACAUUGAUGGAUAAUUUAAAAAUGCUACCGGAAUUUUUAUUUAACGUUGGCCAUAGCAUGCAAGAAAUUUCCCGCGAUGACUUCUCACUCUUGAAUGUGGGCGAUAGUCUCAACUCCUCAAACAGCCACACGGAAAAGGAUAUGUGUCCAACCCUCAUAUCCAGGAUACAAAGUUCAUCACCCAUCAGUCCGGUACUGCCGAAACGCUUGACACCAGUUGAUAUUUAUAAUGCAGCACCCGCCACUGCCUUUGCCUCCGUUAAGCUCGAAGAUACCAACACCCUAGAUUUAUUUCCCUCACACCCAAGUACUUGGCAACAGCAUCCCAUGAAUAGUCACGAAUUCAACCACCAUCGUUUAUCUGUCCAUCAUCAUCAUCACCACCACCACCACAGUCAAAGGUUCGAUCAUAGCAAUAAUAGCAAAUUGUUGCUUCAGGGUUCAGAGGAUCCUUUGAUAAGUCACGGUGCCAAUAAUGUUAUUAGUCAUGACGAUGAGCAUCCAGCAGACUUUGCCAAAUGUCUACUAACAUCGGAGGAGCUUCCUCAAACAUCUAGCAGCUCUGUUGCAGCGGCGCAAGAAUCUCCAAUAUUUACAACGAUUAUCAGAAAACCAGUUAAUGGACCACCACCACCACCAUUGCAUGCUUCAACAGAUGUCCCGGCGAAACCCAUAAAAAGUGGCUGCAGCAAUCUAACCAAACAACAGCUCAAAGUUAAGGCAAAUCUAAUGAGUGCUAGAAACCAACAACAACAACAACAGUUACAACAGCAGCAGCAACAACAACAACAGAGGGAGAAUAAUGUCUCCUCCACCACAAUGUCUAACCAAUGUCCAAGUCAAAAAAUACGCAACGCCGGUGCCACAAAGACCCGAAAGAAAACCAACACAUCCAUCAAAUUAAGAUUCCAUCAUCAAGCAUUACCGCCCGAAUAUCUUAGCCAUUAUGAAGCGACACAAGGUCAGACAAGGCCAACAAAGCCGGCAAAGUCUACAACAAAUCCACAACGUCCAGCUCAAAAGUCCUCCAAUAGGAAUUCCCAUGAGAACGUCAGGAGUUGGCUACAAAAAAUUGCUGAAAUUCAAAGAACGGCAAAUGCUUCGAAGAACGCCGACAACAAAGUUUGUAACACUCAACAGUCCUCUCUCGAUUCCAACAACAAUCCCCAAAAUCAGAGUAGAAAUCAUGGCCCAACUACCGCGGCCACAACCGCCAUUCCCGGCAAUAGCGAGGCGAGCUCCUCAAACACUACGGCAAAGUCUGUCAAGUCUGUUAACCAUCGAAAAACUCAUUUCUAUUCCGACCUACCGUAUAUGGGUGAGAUCACAUUGGACAACAGUAAGCCACGCAGGGGACGCAAACCCAAGAAGGCGGACAUUUGUCACUUAAUAUAUAAAAAUUAUGGGACAAUAAUGCCCAAAAAUCAAACCGCGACGCACGAUUCCCAAGUCGAUCUCAAGCACCGUUUGGAGGACAAACACACCAAGACUGAUGAUGGCGAAGAGCAACCCCUCAAUCUCUGUCUACGCGAUCAACAAACUGACGCCUAUUCAAUUUCAAGUGCAGAUGAUGCCUCUGAGACAAAUUCCAGUUGCCCCACACCGCCCAUAACAACCCCCUCCGACAUUGAUCGGGAUUCCAUGCUGGCGAAUAACUUGAAAAGAUCACUAACGAAUCUCAACGAGCUGGACAAUGACCACAUUAAAUUGGAAGCAAAAGACAUGACCCCUACGACAUCGCACCAUCCGUCGAGUAAUGCCAACACCGAAGGAUCUCCACUGGACCCGCUAACGCUUUACUACCAGAAACUCCUGGAGAGUGGAGUAUUAUUGCAAAACGCCAAUGGUCCCAUCAAAACCAUUCAAAAAGACAAUCAGUUGGCAUUAAAAAUACCCAUACCCAGCGGUCUCUUCUUAACACCCAAAGUUGAAAAAACACUCGGUACGGCCUCAAGUCCAGCACCCUCCGUUGCCAAUAGCCUAAAUCUAGAUUAUCCCGAACAAUUGUCUACACCGUCCUCAAUCAAGUCUGAGAAUUCAACUGCAACAAAUGCAAGCUCCAGCACGGUGAUUGGCAACAACACACAACAAAACCAAACACCUCAGAAACGUAAGCGAUCGGCCAUUUUCAUACCGCCCAUGAACACGGAGAAUACCUCUAACCCCGCAACAGAAGUGAGCAUUUGCAAAUUUAAGUUUACGGGCGGCUCGAAGCCAACAUUGCAGGAGAAGAAGAUGCUUUCGGUAGAUGCUGGUGGCAAUUAUCGUUACUUCAGUGGAACUGGAGACAAAACCACACGGGGCUAUGAGUAUUUUCCCAGGGAAAUGAUGCAAAGUGGCGGUCUAACGCAUGGAACGGGUCAAAAGCUGCUGAUAGAUAUACCACCGCCCUCAGCGGGUCUUAGCAAUGAAUUGCUGCACAUACCAGAAUCUCCCACGGCCAAUAUGCUAUUGCAGCCAGUAACAAGUAGUAGCGUUAUUACCCAUACAGCAAUAUCUGCCAAAGCCACGCCCCCACCACCUCCACCCACUGGGACUGUGACUGAAGAAAUGCCACCAAGUGAGCCAUGCGUCCAAAACUAUUUCGAAGAGAAUUUUGACUACAAUCAAACACCCUCCACAUCUCCAUCGAGUACAAAUCGCUUUAUGCUAUCGCGCAAAAAGCAAGCCUUGCACCAGUUGCGACGCAGCACACAAAGGGAGAAGCUGGAGAAGACCUUCAAAGAACAGGGAUUUCUCAUACAAACGCAACAGUUGGAAUCGGCGGAGGGAGCGACUUAUUGUAAAUUUCGUCAGUUGAAGAAAUUUACAAGAUAUUUAUUUAGAAACUGGAAAGAUUACUUACCAGACGAUAUACAUAGAAAUGGGCAUGGGCCGGUCAUGGCAUCGCCGGCAACUUCGGCAAUUGCUUGCGCUGCGGCUGCUACCGAUGAAAAAGAAGGAUCACUUGCAAAUUUGUCACUACACCAUCAUCGAGGGGAUUUCCCGACGGUGGAAAGUGUUGUAGCGCGCGACCGAGGGGAAGAACAUAUAAUCGAAUAGUUGAGGGGGGAAAUAUUUCUGAAUUUCAAAACAAUUACAUCAUUAAUUGUAAAACUGCUGGCGAUUGUCUCUGGGUCAUUUAAGAGACUUUGUUACCUGUUAUAAAUUCUAAAAAAAUACAACCCCCCCAAAAUACAUUUGUAUGAAUUGUGUAGAGCUCGAUUUGAGGUCUUUUCGAUCUUAUCACAAUUUUUUCUUAAAAUUAAUCAACUGAAUAAUUAUAAUUUGUAAAUAUCUACUAAGAACACAUCUAAAAUGCUGCCAAAGAUAUGAUUUAAGUUUUGUUGUGACAUUUAUACAUUUAAUUGCAUCAUUUUUUUUCUUUUUGUUGAGGUGUACAAGCUCCGGACUAUCUAGCAUUUAUAGCAAACAAAUUUCAGGGUGUUAUGGAA